AUGGCGAACCCAAACCCUAUUUUCUUGAAAGUGCGUUUGCACUAUAAUGAUGUUUUUACAAGACACCCAUAUAGAUAUACUGGAGGUGAUACGUUCAUGUUUACUGAUCAUGAUUUCUCUGGAAUGGAUUUACAUGGGUGUUGUGAAUUUCUUGAAUGGUUUGUCGGAGAGCCUUUUGAGAAACUUUAUUACUUAGCACAUGAUCAAACUAUGGCAAAUGGUCUUACGUUCGAUGAAGAAAGUGAUGAAAGUGGUUCAGUGAUCCAGGAGGAUGACAAAGAACCUUCACAGGGAAUCCAUGAUCCUGAGCUAGCCUAUAUGUUUGAUGUUGGUUUGGAAGAUGAAAUCAAUGGGGAAUAUUGGACGCCUCUAAACAAGACCAAGGACAAUGAGUUUCUUAACAAGUUAUGUCCAGAAGGUGGAGAAGAGAAAAAUGUUGAGACCCAAAUGGAUAAUAUUGAGGAAUUGGACAAUAAUGUUCUUAAGGAACAUCUUAUCUUUAAUCCUCAGGCUCAAAAAGUGGAGAAAAGGAUUGCAGAAGUGGCAAGUGGAAAUGGGACAAGAAUGGAAGGUGGGGAUACACAUGGUGAAAAUGUGAAGAAAAGGACUGCAGAAGUGGGAAAUGGAAGUUGGACAAGAAUGGAAGGUGGGGAUUCACAAUGUACUAAGGAGAGUGGGACUACACAAGUGACAAGGGAGAGGGGUAAUGUUGUACUUCCCCAUGUUAAGAGGAGGAAAAGGAGUGAAAUGAUCAUCAAGAAAAAAUUAACAACCCAAAUUAUAGGAAAGAAUGGAGAGGGGAACACUUUAGAAAAACCUGUCAACUUAAUGUAG
Lactuca saligna is the source of this 834-nucleotide messenger RNA. The record is from the annotation of a GenBank genome assembly. NCBI's taxonomy places the organism in Eukaryota, Viridiplantae, Streptophyta, Magnoliopsida, Asterales, Asteraceae.